AUGUGCCGAAUAUAAAGCAAAGCUACGCUUUCUCAACAAAGAUCCCUUCUCCCAAAAUAAAAUAAUGUCUAGGACCAUCAUAGGAGAAGGCAAAAAGGUGGUUUGCCCUCAUGCGCGCAUGUGUAUACAGAUGCUCCUUGCCCCACGAUUGGUCGAUCAUCAGGAGGUGGAAGGGGAAUGACACACAUUUGCGUGGAGUGA
Spirodela intermedia is the source of this 201-nucleotide messenger RNA. The record is from the annotation of a GenBank genome assembly. NCBI's taxonomy places the organism in Eukaryota, Viridiplantae, Streptophyta, Magnoliopsida, Alismatales, Araceae.